Molecule: messenger RNA, 2166 nt
Organism: Hyalella azteca
Lineage: Eukaryota; Metazoa; Arthropoda; Malacostraca; Amphipoda; Hyalellidae
Exons: 14
Coding region: 37-2166 (709 amino acids)
Biological process (GO): monoatomic ion transport
Cellular component (GO): membrane
Molecular function (GO): extracellular ligand-gated monoatomic ion channel activity; protein binding
Source: RefSeq, a predicted model, not a curated record
CCUCUGUAUACCAGCGCCUCUUAAAGCAGCGCUACAAUGGCAGAGCUACGGGCUCUGUGGCUCCUGCAAGCAGUUGUACUGACUUGCAUGAUUUGCCAGAAUCAUAUUCAAGGAACUCCGGCGUUUUCUAUAAGCGAAUACCAGAAGAUCAACUACCUGCUCGACACGCCGUAUUUGGGUACCAGGUUCUCGCUUCCUACCAACCUGACCACCGUCUCCUACUGCCUUCACUUCAAGAUGCUCUUCCUGCAAGACGAGUCCUGCAACUUCUUCCUUAUCAACCCUCUGAGUCUCGUCAUGUUCGGUUCUCAGGAUUUGUACUUCAGCGAGGGGUACACAUUGUUCUCCACGGUGCUGGAGUAUAAGGUGCCCAUACGCGAGUGGGUGCACUUGUGCAUAUCAGUUUAUGGUGACAAUAAAGUCUACAUAAACGGGGUGGAAAAACGUACGAGUGUGAUCACCGGUUCAUCAAGUCAGAUGCAGAAGUUACAGGAAUACACGCUUUCGUUCGGGUCCAAUUAUGAAGUAAAAUCAUCCAUCGCUGACCAGGAUUUUGGAGCACGCAUUGCCGACCUUGUCGUGCUGCCAAGGAAAAUUUCCCAAGAGGAGGUCACGGCACUUGCCCAGUGCCAGGUUCCCCCCGCGGAUAACGUCGUGGCAGGAUUGGCGUGGCAGGAAAUGCGAUAUUUGCGCGACAAUAACGUGAUUUUGACCCGCGAUGUGAAGCUGGACCCAGCGAUCCCCCUCAGCCCGUGGGCGCUGCUCAACUCUUCCUAUAGCCGCCCACCUUCACUUCCCAAACCUGCCGUGGGAGUGUUGGACCUAAACCCAUGCGCCGCCCUCACCACCGUACUGCGCUACCUGGGCACAGGUGGCUUCACUUACGACGAGGCUGCCAGCUGGUGCAAGAAGUUCGCAGGCGUUUUACCAUCUGCAAACCACACCGAAAUAAAAAGCAUGAAGAAAGCGCUGACUGCGUUGCGAUCUGAUGUGGCCUUUUGGGUGCAAGGAAAGUCCCGGAACAACACGUGUUCCGCGUCCAUUUAUUACGAUUUGAGCAACGAGACGCGCAUAGAAGUGGACUGCGACAGUAAAAUGAAAAAGAUGCUGGUGUGCCAGAUUCCAGAGAACGCAUCCUUCACUGUGCUUGGUGAAGGAAUGGACUCUUUUGACAAGUUUUACUUGGAUAGAGACGGAUUCCAGAGCAUGUACCGCACUCGGUACAGGGAUUCCAUCGCCCUGAACAGCGAGAACACCGAGUAUCAGAUCACCAAGGCCGGAAAAAUACUGUUCUCAGCUGACAAACAAGCCCUGGAUGUUCCCAUAGGAAAGUUUUGGCGCGGCGCGGCAGACGGUCCAGGGGAUGAACAGGAAACUGUCAUCUCAGCCUGCGCAGUGGAAGAGUUCACGUGCAACGACGGCUCUUGCAUGCCCCUGACGCAGCACUGCGACGGGCUGCAGCAGUGCCCCGACUUCGAGGACGAGGAGUGCAGUCAGAACAGCUACCUCGCACAGAACUAUGAUAACACGCGCGCUAGUAACACCAGUCUCCCUAUCAAACUUAAUAUCAGAAUCAAAUCUAUUUCUGACGUGGAUAUUUCUAACGGCCGUCUCAAGCUCAAAAUUGAAGUUAAAACUUCUUGGAAAGACGGAAGGAUUGAAUUCGUCCAACUUCAGGAAGAAUUGGAGAGGAACGUCAUUUCAGAAGACAUAUGGUACCCGAAAUACCACUUCGAAACUUUGGUGUUUGAGGACGAAAGGGAUUACUAUCAGGGAAACAACAGCAUCUCGAAGCUCCUGGCAGCACGAGGCAAUGCUACGGCCAUCAAGACCUACAAGACCCAGAGAAAGCGCCUGUACGAAGCCGAGGUGGUCCACAUGGAGCUCACUUCCUUCACUCUGCUCUGCGACUUCGACCUGACGAUCUACCCUUUUGGGGUGCAUCCCUGCAUGUACAACAUCACCCUGGAUGACCAGAGUGACAAUGAUCCGUACUUCAACGUGUCCGCAAUGCAACUGGCGCUGAAAGAGCAGAGGAUGUCACUUUUCAUGGUGCGGUACAGUUGCUUCCAGGUACCAAGCAACUCAACGCCGCGCACCAUCACCGUUACCUUGUCGCUUAACAACACUUGUCAACUUCAAGCUCCAGUUCACUUACCAAACUGA